CAUCGUAUCAUCGCAUAGUCUAUGAGUUUACGGCUUACACAGGUGUACGACUACGAGUAAUGUUUAGUUUUAUUUUGAUUUUGUUACGAUAAUGUUGACUGUUGAGUGUUGUUACAUUUGAGAUAUUGUACGAGUGUAUUGUGUAUGCCAAAAUCGAAGAUAAAGUUAUUUGAAAACGCAUACGUUAAUAAUUAUAAGGUUUCAUACAAAAAUUACAUUGUGUUUGUGAGUACAAAAAGAGAAAAUGAAAAAUUGUGCAUCAAAUUAAAAACUGUCUUUAAGCAAAUCUAAAACAAUAAAUGUUAGAGUGAAAUAAAUAGUAGUAAUUAAUCAAUUCAAUAAAUUUAGUUUUAUCAAAGUUUGAAAAUUGUAAAGUUAAUUACAACAAUAUACAUAAUUGUAAUUAAAAACUUGACUGCCUGUGAUAUUUACAAUUAUAAUUUUUACACAUCGAAAUGACUGUGACCUACACCGGUGAAGUAGCCACUUGUCGUGGCUUUGGAACAUUUUUGAGAGUUUUAUCCAAAUGGCGCGGGAGCAUUUACAAAUUAGUAUGGCUAGAUCUAAUAGUAUUCUUAUUAAUUUAUUAUGUUUUAAAUUUAGUAUACAGACUGCUUUUAGAUCCAGAAUCAAAAAGGGCGUUUGAAGGCGUGGUAAAUUACUGCAGUUUUCAUGGGAACGUAAUUCCAUUGUCUUUUGUACUUGGUUUCUAUGUAACUGUUGUGAUGAAUCGAUGGUGGAGUCAGUACACAACCAUUCCUUGGCCGGACUCUAUAGCUGUGUUCGUGUCCGCGUCUAUUCACGGACAGGACGAGCGAGGGCGGCUGAUGAGACGAACGAUAUUGCGAUAUGUUUGUCUUUGUCUCACCAUGGUGCUCACUAUGAUCUCUCCUCGAGUUAAGAAACGUUUCCCCACCCAUGGCAAUUUGGUGGAAGCUGGUCUUCUUCUCGAAAAUGAAAAGUUAAUUCUUGAAAACUUAAACGAAAAAUUCCCGAAGCCUUCUAAACAUUGGUUACCCAUAGUAUGGGCGACAAGUAUAGUGACGAGAGCCCGGAAGGAGGGCCGGAUAAGAGACGAUUUCGCCGUGAAAACUAUAAUCGACGAAUUGAAUAAAUUUAGAGGACAAGCGGGUCUAUUGCUAAGCUACGAUACUAUAAGCGUUCCAUUAGUUUAUACUCAGGUAGUUACGAUUGCCGUUUACUCAUAUUUCAUUACAUCCGCGCUGGGUAGCCAGUGGGUUGAUAACAAACUACAAUCACAUAGCUCAUCAGUCUAUAUAAGUAAUAUAGACCUUUAUUUUCCCGUAUUCACGACAUUAGAGUUCUUCUUCUACAUGGGCUGGCUGAAAGUGGCGGAGUCACUUAUUAACCCUUUCGGCGAAGAUGAUGAUGACUUCGAAGUCAACUGGAUGAUUGAUAGAGAUUUACAGGUAUCCUACAUGAUUGUGGACGAAAUGCAUCACGAGCAUCCGGAGUUGAUCAGGGAUCAGUAUUGGGACGAGGUGUUCCCGUCCGAGCUGCCCUACACGAUCGCCACUGAGAACCAAAGGGAGGAGCAUCCAGAACCUUCCACGGCGCGGGUGGCGGUGCCACCACGCCAGUGCAGCAUGGUCACAGUGGCGCCCUCCAACGUCAAGAUCGACGAGAUGGUCCCAUCCAACACCGUGAGUUACAAGUUCGCCCCGCCAGAGCAAUUACAAAUGAACGAUGACGCACAAUCUGGGAUACAUUUCAUUGUGUCCCGAGGGAGUAAGCGAGGAAAGAAGGACGACAGGAACUCGAUGGGCUCGAGCAACUCUAUGUUGUCUUUGCAACAGACGCCAAUGACUAGAGCCAACUCUGUCACGUCUAUGCUUAAACGAUUGUUCUCGAAGGACGAACGCCAGCAACCCCCUACACCGAUUACGAUGCAGACCGACGGCGGACCACGCUUCACAAUAUCGGCAAGCAACCCCACGCUCAACAAGCCCACGACUGCAGGCGGCGGCAGUAUGAAGAUCGCCAACGAAGUCAUCGAGGAGGUGGACGAGCAAGCUACCAUCACCAGCAUGGCGAAACGGCCGGAAAAUAGGCCGACAGUCAUGAGUUUGUUCGCGCAAGGACCACCAAAGCCAAGCGACCCCGUCGAUGUUCCCUCGGGAAAUUCUAACCACAAUUCCAAAGACACGCGUUUGUCGACAUCAGCGCCGCCGUCGCAGUGGAUACGCCGAGAGGCCGGGGACGAUGGCGACAUGAGCCCGACUGCCAAGUCGCUGUUCACACAGGCGUCCUUCCCCAACAUGCGGCCGCGCCUCGACAGCGACGUGGGCCCCUCGCUGAGCGCCGCCGGCAGCCAGACAUUGUUGGAUGAAACAGAUGGAGUAGACGGAAACACUGACAUGGAUGACUUUGAUCGCCUGCGAAGUAUACGUGAACAACAUCGACGAGAAAAAUAUUUACAGAAACUAAUGGCCCGCUCUAUAAGCGCACAACAGCCUACUGGUAGCUUAGAAUUGAUAGACAAUGAUUUAGUAUUAGAAGAACUCAUUAAACAAUCACAGAAGCAACAAACAGAGGACGACUCCAAAGAAAACACAACUUGACAUAGCUUUAUUUUUUCCUGGGAUUGAAACAUCUCCUGUUUAGACAGUAUUAAAAUUGUGAUACUUAUAUAAUUUAUUUAUAAGUAUAAGUUUGGUGGUAUCGUGUUAUAGCGAAGUGCUGUGUAUUUAUAAGCAUAACUGGAUAUUAAAUCAAUAUUUAUAAGUAAAUCUAG
Bicyclus anynana (squinting bush brown) is the source of this 2755-nucleotide messenger RNA. It is a transcript of the gene Best1, whose product is annotated as bestrophin-4. The record is from RefSeq and is a predicted model, not a curated record. Gene Ontology annotation, molecular function: chloride channel activity. The transcript is spliced from 13 exons. Bases 456 to 2582 code for a protein of 708 amino acids. NCBI's taxonomy places the organism in Eukaryota, Metazoa, Arthropoda, Insecta, Lepidoptera, Nymphalidae.